AUGAACCCUCAGCCAGUGUCUGAACAACUCCAGGAGGAGCAUGUUAAAAGGUCACCUCCGCUGGUCAGGACUCUGGUCAUCCUCCUGAGUCAGGAAGGUGAAGUAACACCCACUGCUUCCAGUUAUGCAUUUUCUAAAAGAUAUAUUGCAUGUCACUCACUUAGCUGUUGUAAUCCCCUUAACGUUAGAGAAUAGUAAAAUGACAGAAGUCUAAACCCAGAGCACUAACAGCACGUGAGGUUACUGCAAGGCUAUUACUCCACAUAUGAAGUGAUCUGUCCUUAGACAUGUCCUAUAUUCACACUGAAAUACAGGAUGGUUCAUAUUACACAACUUUAUCCUGUUUGAGGAGGUAUUUUUGAAGAAACAUUUAGGGUUCACCUUGAAAACUUGAACUUAAGAUUUGAUUUGGAGAGGGAUUUUACAUGCAUGAAAAGGUUACCAGAAACCUCUGUUAACUCGAUAAACAUUGGUUGAUUUUUAGAGACUGGUCUUGUCCAGAUUUCUGUUCAGAAACGAUUUCAACUUACAAUUUCCCAAGUAAGACAUAACAGAAUCUCAUAACUUCUUAGUUUAUGGUAGUUUAUUGAUAAAGGUAGAAAAUCUGACACUUCACCUUCAACCCUUUUCCUCGGGCAUGGCCGUUAUGGUCAUUCCAAAGUCCAGGACAGAGACCAAAGGUGAGCAGGCCUUUGCCAUUAGGGCCUCUAAAUCUAAAACCCCCACUACCUGUGGAAUUUAUGCUGGUAUCAAUGCCACUUUAUGUCACCUCUUUAAAAAGUCUGUUUUAUUGUUGCAACUUUGUCUGAAUGCUGUCUGGGUCUGAAACAUCUAAUUUGUAGUGAGACAUUUUUCUGCAAGCUCUUCUCAAAAUUUUUCAGACAUUAUUUACCAGUUUUUAAACAGUGACUUCACAAAAAUGCUUAUUUUUAGAGCUUAUAAUAGAUAUUUCAUUAAAUCAUAGAAAAACAUUGAAGAAAUAAACUUUUAUACUGCUAUAUGAAGUUUGUAAAGAUCUUAACGUAUCUAUAGGAUUCUGUAUCCUUUAAUAAAACAAGACAAAGUAGACUUACAGCAUAUUAAGUUUAAGCAAUUGAAAGGUGAAUUACCCUCUUUGUUCACAUCUUCAUUUAUUGUAUUGCCGUGAUUAAAAUACAUUACAUACAUACACAUCUGCAAGAAGUUCCUAUACUGCAAACAAUCCUAGAAGCCUUCCCUACCCUGAGGGCAGAGCGGGAGGCUUGGCAGGGCUCCAUAGGAUUUGGUCUGCCUCCUUAUAAAAGAGGAGUGUCUCAGGGUCUUUCACUCUCUGCUCCUCAGGAUGGCUGACACUGCUGCUCCUUCUGCUGCUGCACAAUCAAUGAGUUAACAGGAGCUGAUCGAGCCCCUGCUCCUGUGCCGCCUCUACUCCUGCUAACAUUUUAACAAGUCUUUAUUUCAGGUGGCACAGAUUUGCAAAACAGAAGUUCCAGUCUUUCUAGAAGAGUUUGGACUGUGAGUUGAUACUUUAUAAUAAUAGUCUUUAUUUUUAAACCAAACAAUGCAAAGGAAUUAAGUUUAAGUUAAUUCAUAGGUACAAAAAUUGUUUCACUUUUGUUUGAAAUAGAAAAUAUGGAAAGUAACUCUGCUCCUUUUUGCAUUUUUUUCUCUUAGCUGGUACAAAGAUGUCCCCCUCCUUGACAUCAGUGCUGCUGGUCACAGCACUGACCUGUGUGUGGGCCCAAGGCUUUUAUGAAGAGCGGAAAUCUACCAAGAGAACCAGGGGCAAACCUCUCGCUGCAAAUAUUCAUGAUGGGCAAGGUAAGAAAUUUUAAUGCAAAUUAAAAUGUAGGAACUUUUAUUACCAAUAUCAUAAAGAGUUUGUGCAUCUUUUUUUUUAAUUCAGCACCAAGAUAUAUAAGCUUGAUGUUUAUGUAUCUCAUCUUGCGCUAUGAUUUAAAGAAACGUAGGAUGAAUUAGUUUCUUGUUUUUAAAGCAUGUCGUUUUGUCAGAAAUUAUCCUUUAAUUUGACCUUUGUGCAUUCAGCCAUCCUAGAUGAGGACUGCGGUUUGGAGCUCUCCUUUCUGUUGGACAGUUCUGAGAGCGCCAAAGACAAUCAUGAGCAGGAGAAGCAGUUUGCAAUGAAUGUAGUAGAUAGACUCCAAGGGGUCCAACUGCAGACCGGCCGCAGCAUGAGCUUGAGGGUGGCUCUCCUGCAGUAUAGCAGCCAUGUCAUCACAGAGCAAACCUUCAGAGAAUGGAGGGGCAGCGACAACUUCAAAACCCGUAUUGCUCCCAUCAUUUACAUCGGGCAUGGCACCUACACCACCUACGCCAUCACCAACAUGACCAAGAUCUACCUGGAGGAAUCCAGCCCUGGCAGCAUCAAAAUAGCCAUUCUGCUCACAGAUGGUGUUUCCCACCCAAGGAAUCCUGAUAUUUUCUCCGCUGUUGCUGACGCCAAGAACCAGGGGAUCAAGUUCUUCACUUUGGGCAUCACCCGAGCAGCCAAUGAGCCAGCCAAUGUCGCCCAACUCCGGCUCCUCGCCAGCUCCCCAGCCUCCCACUUCCUCCAUAAUCUACAGGAUGAAGACAUUGUUGAAAAAGUCGUCACUGAGAUUGUGAGUAUAAUGCCUCGUCUUUCAGCACUGAGAAGAAUAGCGAUAUAUUUGCUUUGAAUGAGCAUCUUUUCAGGGAUGACACAUGGACAGGCUUGUUCAGGUUCUGCUGCAGAGAUGGAAUGAGGACAAUGCUCUGGAGAAACAAAUGAAAGAAUGUGUGACAGCUCUGGAUUUGAAGCUUUUUACGGAGCUUUAGGAAAAUACCAUCUGACAUCUGCAUGAGCAUAUCCUAGUAUGUCCAGAAGCCUCAGACUGCAUUCCUUUAUGAAGGAACAACUAGGAUUACAGCCUCUUGACAGAUACAAAUAACUUGCAUUCAGCCAUUUAUGAUAACUUAAGUCCUCUAUUGCUCUUGAAGAAGGAGAAGUAGUUUUGUUCAUGUGAAUUAUUUGCAACACACAAAGCAAUCAGCUGAGUUUAGAGAGUAAUUUUGCCACAUUUUCAAUUUUGCCUGAUAAUAAUUUGUGUUUGUUCUCUUUGCAGAUUGGCUUAGCUGAUGAAGGAGUAAGUAUUUUUACGGCUCUAACAACUCUCACAGAAUUGUCUGAUGUUAGUUUAUGUGUAAUGAGGUAAAGGUGCCUCUUUUGACAGUAUAGAAUUACAUCCAUGACAGUUAAGAAACCUUGUCUUUUUUUUCUAAGUGCCCUCUGGCUCAGCGGUGUGCCUGUGAGAAAGGAGAGAGGGGGCCGAGCGGUCCUUCGGUGAGUACUUAGCCUCAAAGUUUCCCAAAAUAAAUCCCACAACUGAGGAGCAAUUUUCCUUUGAAGUGUCAAGAGUUGGUUUGUCAAAUGCACAGAUUCCUAAAAUGUAAACAUGAUCCUGAUAUUUGAGGAAUGGUAAUUGUGCAGUUUUGAACAAUCAGGGUAAUUAUUUGCGUUUUCUCCCCUCAAGUUUAGCCUGCGGGGCAUUUGCACAAGUAGAGUAAGUAGAUAGGUGGUCCUGUUCCACAUUCUGAAUGAAAAUCUAUGGCAACAGGACUAGAAGUGUAGACUAUAGACUGCUAACCCUUUGAGAAAUAUGUUUGUUGCUGCUCUUCGUCCCCGGUCUCAGGCAGUUAUUUUGCAUUUUUCAUGUAUCAUUCAAUGUCCCCCAUGGAAACCAGAGGCACCACAUUUAGAGCCCAGCUGCCUAUAAAACUGGACCUUUGACCACCAUAAAUCUUACCUGCAGCCUUCUCUGUAAUGUUACAGGGAUAGAGAAACCAGCUUUCUGAUACCAGAUAAUAUACCUCAAUUUUCAGGCAUUAAAAGGUGAUCCCACUCGCUUGAGACACCCGGCCAUAAAUUUCCUGAAAAAAAAAAAAAGAAAACAAAAAACAGACAGCUUUAGGUGAUGUCAAGCUUUUCAAACAAGCGUCUAGAUAAUCAUGUUGCUGACAGACAGCUGCAUGGUCAUUAUCCAGGUGCUUUCUCCUCAGAGAGAUUCUUUAAAUUCUUACACUCAGACGAAGAGGCUCUCAUAAUUGCUCUCAUUAGUUUAAUGGUCACAAAGAAGCGAUUUCUGGUGGAUAGUAGCAGACACAUGCUGUCCAGGUGCAGCUCAAGACAAUGACCCCUGACCCUCUAUACAAGACACCUCAUGUCCCACAGUUGCUUCAAGUGUCAUCUAACCUUCGCAUCGACACAAAUUCAAAUAUCAACUAGGUAACAUUUCCCUCUCCUCAAAUGCUAGCUUAAAGAGGAUAAAAGAUAUUAGUGUGAACCAGGAGGACAGUACAAUUUAAAUGAAAUAAAUUUGUCAAAUCUUAACCCUACCUCUGUUUCAUUCUUCAGGGGAAGAAAGGUCGGCCUGGAGAUGAUGGAGCCCCAGGGUUUAAAGGGCAAAAGGUAUGUGCUCUUUGACGGACAUAGACAAUACAGAUGUCUUAGCUGAGGGGUUCUUUUGCAAGUUUUUAUACCAAUUAAAGUUCAUAAAUUGCAUAAUUACCCACAUAUAUAAAAAAUCUGGAUAGCUAAUAUGAGUAAGAAUUUUAUUUAUACAAAAAUAAAAAAACUCUCUACAUAAAAGGUUUACAUUUCUUUAAGCAAACUUGUGUAAUGUAGUACUUUUUAGAUUUCUGUUUCAUACAAACUUCUGCUAUCACUCUUAACUUUUCCUUCUUUUAUUUAUUUAAUACUUAAUUUAAUACUUGGCCAACUUUUAUUCUAUGUAUACUCUGUUGUAGGCUUUAUUUAAGGACUCUAUUUUAAAUUUCACCAUCACAUUAAAAAUACAAAGCAGUACUUUGCCUUUAAAACCAGGAAUCAUCAUUAGAUUAUUUAAUAAUAGUUGCGUUCAGGGACAUGAUCCUUCCUCACAAUCUGAUUGACCACAUCUGAUGCCAUCCCCAAAAUCCCAAUCUGUGAUUAGCUAAUUUCCUUGUCAGAGGUGGUACCUGUCAGAAUGAACUAUUUUGACUGUGUUGCAACAGUCCUUAAAUUUUUAAUGCAGCACUUUUCUUAUAUUGACACUUUAAGUUGUUAAAAAAUACUUGUUAUAUGUAUUUCAUGUAUUUCAACACACAUGAGAGGAACUAGUCUGGAAACAAUUUCAACAACCUCUUGCACACUGCAUAACUUUUAUAAAUAAACGUAUUGUCAAUGUUUUGAUUAAAAAAAAUUAUAGCUUUUAAAUAUAUUUUUAGCAGUUAGGUUUAGGUUAGAUUGCAAUUUUUUUAGGUACUUGAAGAUCUGUAUGCUGCCACUCUAUUGUUUUACUCUUUAAGUUAAAAAAUAUACACAGAAAUGUAAAAUCAGCAUGAUACUGUGUUUAAAUGUUAGGAAUUAUCAUAGAUAUGAUUAGUGGAGACAGAAAUGGUAAAUAAGUUAUGUUUAUUUAUGUGUGUCUUUGUGCAUGUAUAUAUAUCAUGCCACCCCUGUGUGAGUGAGCGCUCUUGUUGGGCCACCUCGCUCUAAAGUCUGAUACAUGUCCCUGGUGAUGUGGCUGUUUCCUUCAUUUAAGUCAUUCACUGGUCGUCUUCCCUCACUGACUGGAUUUAGGGUUAAGUGGUUUCAUAGUUUCCACAAGAACAGAGUUUUGUUGCUUUUAUUAAUACCGUUGACCACUUCCAUGCAUCUAAGCUCACAGUGAUCUAGUAUUCACUGUUGGAGAGUAUGUUUCAGAGUUCACUGUAACACCACUCUUUGCAAGGUGACUCUAUUUACCUUAGUGUUUGAGGCUGCACAAAAUCUCUAAACAGUUCAUGGUUUAUAUGUCAAUGUGCCCUACUCCCACUGCUAGUUAUAUUUAUUGUUCUAUAUCUAUAGUAUUAAUUUAAAAAAAUCCCUUUAAAUUUGAGAUUUAGUUGCUUGAUUUAUAUGAUAGUAAUGACAAAAUACCAUGUAUUCUAAUUUAUCUCAUGUUUUGGGUCUGAACAUAUUUAAAAUAAACUGAGAGGAAGAUUCUGGAUUUAACAUUUCUUUGCUUUUGUAAAAAUUAGUCUUAAGGCUUUUUCAUUUUAUUAGAUGAUGUGGGGGGAAGAGGAGGAGUAACAUGUACCAGAUCAUAUUGGGACACUCUGUACACAAGGCUCUGGCUCCCCUGACUGAGCCAUCAUCUCUUUUCUUUCAACUUUUCAUAUUUACUCCUGCACUGUACAGUAACCUGUAUGAAAUCUUAGUCACCGGUACGUUUUUGUAUUUUCUUCAUAUCAGGGUGAAGCAGGAUUGAGUGGUCUUCCUGGCAGAGAGGGUGCUGAGGUAAAGAUGAACCUUGAAUAAAGAGAAAAACUUGAUUGUCAUUUUAUUUUGCUUACAUGCUACAUCUGUUUCAUUUGCAGGGAAAACCAGGUUACAAAGGAGAGCGGGUAUGUUUUUCAUGUCACAUUCACAGCAGUGAUUACAUUAUUUUGUGUAAAUUCAAUUAAAUGUACAGUAUGUUGUUGUUUUUUACACAGGGGGAGAGGGGUGAGUGUGGCACUCCAGGAAUCAAAGGAGACAGGGUAUGACAGCACUGUCAACACUGAAAACACUGAAUGUUGAGUUGAGUUGUAUAGUUUAGAUUAUCUCUGACCUGAUGGGCUCUCUCUGUUGUAUGUGAUGUGUUUCAGGGCCCUGAAGGUCCAGUUGGAGUGAGGGGACUCAGAGGUCUACAGGUCUGUAAUAUUUAUGUAUUUAGACUUUUUUUAAUUAAGAAGUCAAAGAGGCACUUUUUGCAUAGUCUUGAAAUAUACAAAACAUCAUAAAGUAGAAAUUAUAUGAAGAAAACUUUUUUCUGUUUUCUUUUAUGCAUAUCUCUCCUACGCAUAUCUCUAAACACACACACACACACACACACACCUAUUCAAACAACUUAUAACUUUGAUGCCUCUUGUGUGUUCUUGUCUGUUUAGGGGUUACCUGGACCACAAGGAGACAUUGGACCUGAGGGCCUUCUGGGAAAGCAGGUCAGCCCCUUUUAAACAACUUUUACUUCCCUCACAGUGCACAUCUGCUGUGACCUUUACAUUUCCUUUUAUGAUUAGUUUAAACAAGAGCUAGGGGCUUUAGUACCGGGGGUCUUACUGCUACACACAGAGGCCUGUUUGUCUGAGUAAUAAACCCCUGAUGUGAAUGCAUGGCAAUAAGCCAAGUCUUCCCCAUCAUUAUUAUUAGUCACCAGCACACGGGUGAGCCAUCAGCUAAAACUCCCUCUACAGGCUCUCCUAAUGACUUGUAUCCUGUGUUUAAAUACAGACUAGGGAGUGCCUGCAGCAUUGUCUGCUCCUCAAACAAGGCCUGCAGUUAAUAACACGUAUUCAGACCGCGUGUGUGUUCAGUGUCUCGCCGUGUGACAACAUGUAGGAAACAUUUGCAAGGAUCAACAAGACUUGAUACCAUGUAUGACCUGAGCUGCUAAAAAGAUUUUUUUUUUAAUUAAAUAUUGAAUUUAUAUUUUAUUGUUUAAGAAUAAGUUUAAAAAGGCACCAAACCCCAAAUAUCCUCAGAAAAGCUGCAGCUUUUCAUCGAAGGCUCUGCAUUUCUAAUUUUUUGUUUGUGAUUUGACUUACAAUCUAAUUUUCCAAAAACUUGUACAAUACAUAAAAUUGUGGUUGUGGUUUGACAAUUGCUAAAUGAUGAUAAAAUUAUGAAAUCUGGAAGUGGGAUUGUUAAGUAUAUUGUAAGCUUUAACAGUGAAGUCAAUUCAUAUAUUUCUGUUAACUAUUGUAACUAACUGUCUCUAAACUGUCUCUGGAUUUAAUUUCCACUGAUCGCUGAUGUUUGAUGGUUUCCCUUCCUGUGAUAACAGGGUGAACGUGGCCCACCUGGUCCACCAGGAAUUCAGGGAGAAACUGGCAUUGGACUUCCUGGACCAAAAGUAAGUGAUGUUGCGAUUUUCCUCUGACUUAUUUUUUGUUCUUUUUUAUUGUUUUCUUCCUACCUGUACACUUUGGGUUCUCAUGUUAAAUAAUGUUGAUAUUUGAAUCUUUAGGGUGACAUGGGAUUCCAGGGUCGGGCAGGUCCCCCUGGUCCUCCUGGAUUGGGUGAACCCGGCCCUCCUGUAAGUGAAAGGAAACAGAGUUGGAUCAAUUUCAACAACAACAACAACAAAAUUGUAAUCGUGAUCUGAUACACUGAAGACUCUAAUACACAUACUCUAACCUUGGCACUUUUUGGCUGCUUUGUUUGCAGGGGCCUCAAGGACCUCAGGGUGUUCAAGGUGAAAAAGGGCCCCACGGUGAGGGCUUUCCAGGACCAAAGGUAUUAUUUCAAAGUUCAUUAAAAAACAAUAGUAUCACUGUGCCAAUCCAAACCAUUUCAAUGCCACAGUAUCUUUGUUCCAGAAGUUGGCCUGAGGAUAAGUGAUGAAAUAGUUGCAAAAAGAUGGCUCACUUUUAAAGUUGUUCUUCUGAUACAGAUUUCAGUCACAGCUUCCUGCACAGCCAAAAGUGUUUAUGCAGUUAUGCAGCAAUCACAGGCCAAUCCAGUAUUGCUUGAAUGCACAACUAAGGAGAGGCACCGAAUUUUAUUUAACGGCUGUGACAAGAUGAUAAGAGAAUUUGACACAAUUACUCAUUGGCCUCCCUAAAAUCAGAUGGUUUUGCAUAAAUCAUCUUGGAACUCUACCCAACAAAAACAGUGUAGUAUUAUCAGAGUAAUUAAACUGUCAACAGUUAGUGGUUUCUCGUAAAUACUGUAUAUUUUCUUCAUGCAGGUGGUUUUAAAGUUGGUUUUAAAUACAACUAAUAUUUUAGGCUGAGAGUCAAAUGGGAUCUGGAAAAAAAAGCUCACUUAAACAUCUUGUUUCUCCUAACUUGUUUAUUUACUUUUAAAAAGUGCAUUGAACUUGACACCUGCACAUCUGAUUGUGUCACCAUAUAUCGCAUAUUCUGGGUUUUUAAUAGAAGAACCAGGGUGGAUGUUUUAAUCUAGUAUUUAGCACAUAUUCAGACUAAUGAGAACAAAGGCCACAUCAUCCCAUGCAUUGAGAACUUUGCCAGUGUGCUGUUUGGCAAAGCGAAUAAUCCCAAAAAAAUUAUUUUAUGCACAGGCUGGAUUUCUCUGCAAGAAAAGCAGAGUGUAAAUUCUAAGAAUAAUUUCAGCCUGUUCAGGAAUAAUGUAAUUUCUACCGUAUUCCAAUGAUUCAUAACCAGCACUUGGUUGAUGUUAUUUUGGUCAAACAGAGCCUUUACAUGUAGAUUUAUCACAAAAAUCAGCUUCAACACUGAUUUAAGCGUAUCUUCCAUAAAAUACAGAUACAAAUAUGAUCAUCUUGGUAUUUUUUUUUGGAACGCUUCGAUCUGAUUGCAUGUUUCUGGGUCUCUCUGCAGUCCAUGCCCUGUAUCUGUCAAACCUGAUUUGUCUCUGCUCUAACUCGAUGAUUGAAAACUCAGGUGUGCCCCUAAGAGUUACUACUUGCUCUGUUGUUCAAGCCUGUUGGAACAGCAUUGUGUCUAUGAUGUAACAUUGCACUAUGGACUAUAUAUUUAAAAACUCUGUAAAUGAGGUAGAUGUAAUUCAAUCAAGGGCAGUUUAAGGAUUAAAAUGCACAAAAUACAUAGAAACACAGCCCAGUGUUGUAAGAUUUACGCUUUAUACCAACAAUAUAAUUGUAAAGUUGUAUCAAACCUCUCACACAAGACCUGACUUGCACUGACAAUGGGAGGAGAAUAUUUAUGUACCUGUUGAGUUUACCCUACAAAGAAGUACCCUCCAGCUACUACACAUCUGUUUGGUUGUGCCAGACCUCUUUGAUUUUAUCUAUUAUUCGCCCCUGCUGACUUACAGUACAUGUCUUGUGAAAUGGGAUCAGGUUGCUUUGGUCUGACACAGACACACAUAAAGAUAGUAAGAUCUGAUCUACUUUAUGUCUCGAUUCAUUACACUGGAUGUUGAUUUUGCUGCUUCUAUUUGUCACCUCUCCCUUCCAUAAAUCAGAGGCAGUGGAAAAAGUCCACAAUUCCUUUAGUGCCAUGAGGACAGAAAAAAAGGGUUCAACAGGAGCCAACAUGCUCCCCUUUUUCUUUCCUACUCUCUACAAUAAUAACAAUGCAAACUUGGCUGAGACCCAGUGGAAAGCAUCUGUGAUGUAACCAAUAGAGAUGACCUGAAUCUGUUCUGCAGGGGGAUCGGGGGCUACCUGGACCAAGGGGCCCAAGGGGACAACAAGGAGUUGGAGAAAAGGGAGAAAGGGUAGGUCAUAAAUUAAGGUGAAAUAACAAAUCAAAGGAAAUAUUUUAAAUAUUGGUUACUGCACUCAGACCCUUUCAUUUUCAUGUUUUCAGUGACAAGAUUUAAGAUAAGUUAGUGUUCACUUUCCCACAGCCUCAUUACAGUUGUUACUCUGUUAUGCUAUUAGGACACUUCUAAAAGUUUAUUAUACACUGGAGGUCAUAAAUGUUUAAUUAAUCCACAUUGCUUGAUUGUGAAGGUAAUACACGCAGACGCACAUAGCUAAGGGAGUCACUUUUGUGAGACGCUUUUGUGUCAAACUGUUAACAUUGUUUUGUUUUUCAGGGGGAUUUGGGGCCUCCAGGUCCUCUAGGGCCAACUGGCCCAACAGGAGUGGGCAUACAGGGAGAGAAGGUCAGCAAAAUGCCCUUAUCUAUAUUUCUACGAUGUCACCUGGAUCAUAUAGAUGUAAGACCUUCUAUACUGAAAGAUGACUGAUCUUUAUUCCUAUUUAGGGUGUUGAAGGUCCAAGAGGUCCACCAGGGGUCAGAGGACUUCCAGGAGAGGGAUUACCUGGGCCUAAGGUUUGCAAGAACACCAACAUAUCACAGAUGUGGGUCUGAUUCAGACUCCAGAUCAAUCUAGUUUUGCAUGAUAAUGUAGCUGUCUCGUUUCAGCAGUUUUGUUUCAUCCAUUCACACCACAGUCACACACUGAUGGCAGAGGUCACUAGGUAAAGCACCCAUCUGUAUUACCUAAUCCCAUUCACACACUGCUGGGCACUGCCAGGAGGAGCAGUUUGGAGUCAAGUGUCCUACCAAGGGACACUUUGACAUUUGUACCAUGGGACCUGGAAUCAAACCCUUGGCCUUCAAAUUGAAAGAUGACCAAGUCAACCACAGAGCCAAAGCCCAAAUCAAGUCGUAGCUGCCAAAGUUGAAAACAGCUCAUAACAUGGAGCAGAGUUAGGUGAUAACCAAAUUUAAAUGUGCAGGCAAACAACAAACUUCAUAACCAGCCUUAAAAAACGCAUCCAGAAGUCCUCGUUACUUGUCAUAUUUUCUAUUACGGUUUUUGCCAUCAUCCUGCCAUGUCAUUGUUUUUUUUAAUUCAAUUCUAAGGGAGAUCAAGGUCUACCAGGAGAGCAAGGAGCACAAGGAGAGACAGGGAUCGGUGAACCAGGUCCUAAGGUAAGACAACAUGCCCCAAAAUGAAAAAUAUGAAUUAAGUUUCAGGCUAUAUUGGCAUAUGGGGAGUGCCAAUGUCAUCAAUCUAUCAAUGAUAUAAUAAUACAUUUAUUCUGCAAUUACAGGGAGAGCCUGGAGCAGCUGGUUUGGGUGGCUUGCCUGGUCUUCCAGGAGAGGAUGGAGCUCCAGGGCAGAAGGUGAACUACAAUCUUUCAUGAUGUUACUUUAUUUACAAAGAAAUCAACUUGAUUGCAUUCAGAGGUGGUCGUUGCAGCUUAGAGAUUAAAAAGUACAGUUUCUAUGUGUCCUUCACUUUUUCUCUCUCAGGGGGAGCCUGGUGUACCUGGUUUAAGAGGCUCUGAAGGGGCACAAGGAAUUGGCACCCAAGGAGAGAAAGUAUGCUCCAGAAAUACGUUCUUGUGUUCAGAGUUUAUAUGACAAGAAAUGUCAAUCAGAUGAUAUGUGUUGGAAUCCCUACCAGGGUGACCAGGGUCUGAGGGGCAUCCGUGGAUUACAUGGACCUCCUGGCGUCCCAGGACCUUCAGGACAGAAGGUAAGCGUGAACACUCCCCUUCCAUUUAUUCUGUUAUGAACAUCUCCCUGUUGAAGAUUUAUGUCACAGUAACAUACCCUUUAAACCAAGCCAAAAAACAAGUCUUCCGCAGGAUAUUGGCAGCUCAAACUCUAACAAAAUAAAGACGAUCAUGAAUUGGAUCUUAAAUCUUUGCCAACUCUCAUUUUGCAGGGUGAACGUGGAAUACCGGGCCAGCAGGGCAUGCCAGGGCAGCCAGGACGCUCCAUAUCAGGUCCAAAGGUAAAUAAAUGACAGCUUUUCAUCAAACUGUCUCUUGACAAAGAUCUUGGCACAUGCAAAGACAAGAAGCACGCAGCCGGAAGAAACAGAAACAAGGCGGUGUAUCCAGAAAAUGUUACUUUAAUGUGACUUGUUGUCCUGUCUCCAGGGAGAUGUUGGCCCUGCUGGUCCUUCUGGUCCUGUUGGGGAAACAGGCCAUGGAUUACCUGGUCCAAAGGUAAACUUGGUCUUUUUCUUACAGUUUUACUUCAUCCUUUUGGUCCAAUCAGCAUAAUAUCGCUGCUUUUCCAUCUGUUUAUCCUGUAAAACCAGGGGGAGCGUGGUCAUCAGGGUUUACCAGGCCCAGCUGGUCCAAAAGGCGAAGGCUUUCCUGGCCCUGUGGUUUGUAAAAUCAACAUUUUUCUUAAUUCCAUCACAGGUUACUCUAGUAUAGGAUGGCAAACUUAUCUUUGCAUUUUUUAGGGUCCUGUGGGUUUGCAAGGUUUACCAGGGGAGCCAGGCCCAGAGGGAAUAGGAAUCCCAGGUCCUAAGGUUUGGGUCCAUCUGUUUGGAUACACAUGAUUGCUUGUGUGCUAAAAAAAAAUGGUCUCUGCAUUUCUCUGCAUCAGUAUAUGUAGUGGAAAAAAACUCAUUCGGAAGUCUGUAUCUGUUUUAGGGUGAUGUUGGCUUUCGGGGGUUGCCAGGUUUGCCAGGCCCAGCUGGAGAGGGCUUACAGGGACCACCAGUAAGAAAGACAAUGAAACAAACAUUCAGUUUUCAAUACUGGGACAUGGCUAAUGAUGACACAAAUUUAUCUUUUGACAAAAGACUGGGUUAUUCAGAGGUCUGAUUUACUUUAACAUUUGUUUCAAGGGUAAUACUGGAAGACCAGGACCUCCUGGUCCAACUGGACUUCCAGGAGAAGGCAUUCAAGGCCCAAAGGUAUAAUGUAUUUCAGUUUAACAAAAUUGGCAUUAAAAGACCAAAUGUUUAGGAUUUGUUUAAAGUGUGGGAAUUUCUGUAUAAUCCAGUGAUUCUUAUUUCAGGGUGAACCAGGACCUCAGGGUAUGACAGGACCCAGAGGGCCUCAGGGGGAUGGACUUCCUGGAACCAAGGUGCCUUAACCGCAGUAAAUUUUGCUUCUAUCUGAUUAGUUGGUCUGUGACUGAAGACUGACUCUCCUCUUGUUGCAGGGUGAUCGUGGAAUACAGGGUGAGAGGGGAAUGAAAGGGGCAAAAGGAGACCUUGGCGAUCCAGGGGUUCCUGGUGAAGCAGUAAGAAAAACAGAAAUUCAAGAAUGUCACACUGUCAGUCUGACACUGUCAGACUUCACACAGAAACAGUGAUAUUUCUUUUUUUAUUUUUUCAAAUCACAGGGAAGGCCAGGAGUUAAAGGAGAAGCAGGCCUCACAGUGAGUUAUUCUGCUUCAUUUGUAUUUGAAAAUUCAUUACAUUCAUAUUCAAUACAUUGUGAUUAUGUGCUAAUGUGACUUUUUUUAUUUUCAGAGGGAAGACAUCAUUAAACUGAUCAAAGAAAUCUGUGGUAAGAGCUCAGGCUAAGUCAAAUACAUGUUUAAAACCACUAAGUGUAGAAAAAAUAAAUGCAGUUUCUGUAAGUUAACCUGAUGGUUUCUAACAAUGGCACUCAACAUGGUAGAAAUGUUGACUCAAACCUAAGACCAACAGCUAAAUUGGGUGAGGUUCAACCAAGAACCCUAAAGAGGUGAAGCUAAGAAGAACUUAAAGCUUUCUGGCAAACAGCUAUAAUGAAUCCAUCUGUCUAACUAUUAGGUUAUACGUUUGAACAUGAGGCCUGAUGGGGAUUCCUUGACUUUUGCAGUCAGCCUCAAGUGUCCACUCAAGGAACUGCAUUUAUUUUUCUUUUGUUUUCACUUUUCAUCAGCUUUAUCUUUCACCACCAGAAGUUGUCACUUGGUAUAAACUCUCUUUAGUGCCUGGCACAUUCAGAGCAUGAAUAUAGAGCUUAAAUUUUUAUUAUAUUGUCUAGUGAAUUUUUAAAUAUGUGAGGAAAGAAAUGCACCUUUACACAUCAGGUGGAACAACACAGUUUGUUGUUUAUCUUCCCCUUUUAGUCCCAGUUUGAUCACCAUAAUCUCUAAAAAAUACAAUCUGGAGCUCCUGGGAGCUGCUUUUGCUGCUAACUUAACUCGUGGUGCUGGGCAGAAGUUUAGAUUUUUAACAACUGGCUCUGACACAGAAAUAAUAAAAAGAAUCACAAAGACACUUAAGACUAUUGUGGUGUAAAUUUACCACCCCCUGGUGUUAACAUUAGACCCAGCAGCAGUGUUUUAUCCAUUAAAAACAGAGGCCAAUAAACACCUGUUGAGAAAAUCAAAGUGAAGGGCAGUGAUCAAGUACAUGCAGUGACAUUGUUUUAAUUUUUCCAGGAUGUGGGGUCAAGUGCAAAGAAAGGCCAAUGGAGCUGGUCUUCGUCAUUGACAGUUCAGAAAGUGUUGGUCCUGAAAACUUUGAAAUCAUCAAGGACUUUGUCACCAGGUUGGUAGACCGCACCACAGUUGGACGCAAUGCCACCAGAAUUGGCCUGGUCCUCUACAGUCUGGAUGUCCACUUGGAGUUCAACUUGGUUCGCUACAUAAGCAAACAGGACGUCAAGCAGGCAAUCAGGAAAAUGCCUUACAUGGGAGAGGGCACCUACACUGGAACCGCCAUCAGGAAAGCCACUCAGGAGGCGUUCUUUAGCGCUCGUCCUGGAGUUAGAAAAGUUGCCAUCGUCAUCACUGAUGGUCAAACAGACAAACGAGAGCCAGUCAAACUCGACUUAGCUGUGAGAGAGGCUCAUGCUGCAAACAUUGAGAUGUAUGCCCUGGGGAUUGUUAAUUCUUCUGAUCCAACGCAGGCUGAGUUCCUGCGAGAGCUCAACCUCAUCGCCUCUGAUCCUGACAGCGAACACAUGUACCUCAUUGAUGACUUCAAUACUCUACCAGGUGAUCAUCUCCAUCAAAUUUUGUUGAUAUUGUGUCUAAAUCAAAAAGUAUCAGUGAUCAUUUCAACAGAGAGUGCCUCAAGUUAACUGAGUUUUUAUUUUUUUUAGCGCUGGAGUCUAAACUGGUCAACCAGUUCUGUGAAGAUGAAAAUGGAGCCCUUAUUUACAACCGUGUUACAAAUGGACACUGGAAUGGCAAUAAUGGUCAUGGCCAUGGUAUCAACGGAAACAGUGGAAAUGGAGAUGCUAAAAAUGGUUAUGAUGUCUAUGGCAAUAAUGGCUAUGGUAACAGUGGCUAUGGAAACACAGGGGGGGAUUACAGUUACCAUGAAGAGAUCCAGAAUCAGAGACGCACCAGCAGCCGAGGCCGUGGAGACACUUUCACACUGCCCAUCAGUGCUGACCCUCUGCCUGUCCAGGUCUUAAUCAAAAACUUGUCUUAUGUUGUUUUCCUUAAAUUUUCUACCCUUUGCUAUUGAUACAGAAUUCUCUAGUAUUCAGACACAUGCUCCUGUUGUUUUCUCCUCUAGGUGUUGGAGGAUGAUGAGGGUGAAGAUUUAGACUUACGAGUGCAAUCACGGGGGACUCACACUGUGGCAGUAGUCAACAAAACAUUGUCUUCACCUGUGAGAGAAAGCUCCACCUUUAAUGUGGUUGUUGUAUCAUCUUCAUCAUCUUCUACUUCUUCUACUUCUUCCUCUACCUCACCGGAAACAGCUUCUUCAGCUGUGGGCUCAGUUUCAACCUCAAACACUAAUCAGUUGCAGCCCUCAGAGAGUUCAGUGCAGCUUAAAGGUGAGUACUGCACUCCUGCACGACUGGGGUUAUUUUGUUAUGUCACACAGGGAAAAAAAAACACUUUUAAGUAAUAAAACAAACAUUAUUAUAUCAUAAGUAAAAUCUUAUUUCGAUCCAGUAUGAUGAGUGUGUAAAAUUGCCAUUUACUGAUAAAUAUUCUUUGAAACUCUUACACCACCUUACACCCUGUUUCUUAAACAGAGGCCCCUCCUCUUGAUCCCCGCUGUCACCUCACCUUGAACCAAGGCACCUGUCGGACCUACAUCAUCCGCUGGUACUAUGACAAACAGGCCAAUGCCUGCGCACAGUUUUGGUAUGGAGGCUGUGGUGGAAAUGACAACAACUUUGAAAUAGAGGACGAGUGCAAGAAGACUUGUGUUCUGUUCAGAACAGGUAGGUUUGAAGAACAGAAAAUGAGCUCAUUAUAUGUUUAUAUUUUUCUCUUCUGAAUCUAAUUUUUGUGUUUUUGUUUCCAGCAGGGUAAAUGGAAAGUGAGCCACCAGAAAGUAGAAUUUACUCCUCUACAAUAUGUAGAUUUUUAAGGAAUGUGAUUCAGUCUGUCCUCAUAAAAAAUUCAGGCACUUUUUGAACACCAUACCCACAAACAUACUCUUGAUGAAAUAGCACAAUAGCACUGAAAAGUUACGACCAGGCCAAUAAAAGAUUAAAACCUGUGAUAUGGUUAACAUAUUGAAUGACUGACUUAUGACUAACUUCUCCAAACAAGACGUUAUUACCUCAAAGAAAUUGUAUUGUGCUGAUACAUGUGGAGAAUUAUUUUAUUCAGGGUUUUGCUUGUUCUCAGUUACAAAUAGAUCUGUUCUUCGCUUUACAUGUACUGAAUACAUUUCUAGCAAGUCAGCAAUAGUAACAUGUGUUUAACAUUAUCGAUAUGAUUUGAUGAAAUAUGCUGGUGCUUUAUGUUUGUUCUGUUUGUUGAAAUUACAAUGUGUCCAUGUGGGUUGUAACUGGCAGCUGUAAUAGAUAGCCAUUUAUGUCAGUGUAGUGCAGUUCAUACAUAAACUUGUCUGUUUGGACAAUGUCUGUCUUUCUGAUACGUGUUUCUGUGUGUUUUUUAAUAAUAAAAUAUGAAUUAAUUGUGUGAGCUUCCUCUCUACUUGUUUAUUAAGAAACCCCAAUCAACUUUCCAUCAUCAUACUACUUCGUCUUUUGUUUCCUAAUAUACAGUCAGUUAUAUUUUCAGUCAUAUUUUCUUGCUGAAGGUGCCAAAUGUUGAUAGUUUUUCACUGCACUGGAUCCACCUUUCGUCUAUGCAAAAUUUCCAAAAUCCAACCACAAAACGUAGACAUUUUUUUCUCUAUUGAAUUAAAGGUGGGGUAGGCAGCAUUUGAGGAAAUGCCAGUUUGGGGGAGAAAUCUAAAAUGUCAACACUACCCCUCCCAACCAGUUUUCCCCUCAGCUCCUCCUCUUCCCUCCCUCUCUGCUCCAGCAAGCCCUGCCCACAAACAAACGCACGUCCUUGCUGGUAUAGUUCCAAUUAAAUUCAGAUAUAAUGCAGAUAAAUACUUCAGAUAAUUACUAAUGGAGCCCAGUCAAUGUGAAAGUAAACAGCAUUGGUGCUACUGUAGACGCCAACAGACUAUCAGAAAACACAAUGUUUGCAGGACUUCUAAAACUAGGAUAAAGUGACAUAGUCCAGGACCCGAGGUAAACAGUUUAGCGGUGCUAAAACAAGCAGCAGGUCCCGUUUGACAAGAAACACUUCUAUUACAGACACUUCGCUUACUUUGCUAAAGCGGUUUACCUGUCCAACACAAAGGUUACAGGGUCUGUAAGAUCCCUAAGUGUCCCCCAUCACUGUUGACUUGGCUUCUCCAUCGUCUGGUCUACCUCCUUUUUAAUUGCCCGUUAUUCCGCCAGAGUCUCCGGAAUUUACUUUUUUUGCUUGUGUUGGUGGUCGUGGCUAAAGGAGGAUUCAGGCAAUUUUCUGUACUUUCUGUUUGGUUUCUACUGUCAGAUAUUGUAGCACCUAACCUUGCUUGGGCUCUUGAAGGACAUGGGGGAGCAGCAUCUGCCCCACAACCAAUCAGGAUGGGAGAGGCGGGGAAUGGCUUUGUUUACAGUCAGAGAGAGCCAGUGCUCUGAAAAUUUAAAAUGUUGACUACAUAGACUUAAUAUAACACAGCGAUAUCGUGAUAUUAACAAAUGUCCUCAAUGACUAAUAGCUAUUGAAUGACAUUAAAAGCUUUUUUGAAUAUACACCACGAAAAAAGAUGCGUCUUUAACGGUUCCUGCCCACCCCCACCUUUAAUUGAGUUUAAUUUUUUGUCGUAUGUCUUCAUGUUUGUCCCCUUCACUCGCCGUCGGUUUCCAAGGUGACGCUGACGCUUCAAAGGCUUUUCAGAUUAGCCCUUCUGACUAUUAUGCUAGCUCGUCGACCCACAUUUGCUAAAGUCAGUUCAGCCAAGUCGAGUGAGUGAUAACUUGUAAACAUGGCAUCUGUUUUAGAUGCUCUCUGGGAGGACAGAGACGUCAGAUUUGACAUAACAGCACAGUAAGUCGAUGUUACUAGUUGGUGAUUAUUUCAUCAGUAGCUACAAAAACCAGUUAGCGUAGUCGUGCUAACUGGCUAACUGAAGAUAACGCGAGGAAAAGCAAAUGUCCCAAACAUGUUUUUUGUUGCCAUAUUACAAUUUUGAAGUGGAAAAUGUUGCAGGUUACCUUAAUAGUGUCAUUGACGUUACUGUCAACAGUUGAGAUCGACCUGAUCUCUGAGUUCAUAUUGACGUUUAUGAUAUUCUACAACAGACAGAUGAAAACUCGUCCUGGAGAGGUUCUUAUUGACUGUCUGGACUCCAUAGAGGACACGAAAGGAAACAAUGGAGAUCGAGGUACAUUUGGUUGGCAGUUGUGGAUGUUGAAAUCAGCAACCUGAUUGAUAUCAGACUACCAGCCUAAUAAACGAUGGUGUUCCCGUUUUACAGGAAGACUGUUGGUGACAAACCUGAGGAUCAUCUGGCAUUCUUUAGCCCUGCCAAGAGUCAAUUUGUGUGAGUAUACCUGAUUUAAAAUAGUCUACAUCACUUGAUAUUUGUUGUAAUUUUACUGUGAGCUUAUGGAAACUUCACCCUAGUGUUUCUGCCCUAUCUCUGUGGUAACAUGGCAUUUAAUCAGCCAGUCAAACGGUUUCUUAAGAAUGUCUUCAAAGUAUUCAAAUUGGAGUUCACAGGGUAACCCACGAUGUGAUACUACCAAGUUAACAGUAUAACCACAAUGCAGCAAUUCUGCAAACAUCAAUGAAUGGUGAGACAUUUUAAAAAAGUAUAGUGUCCCAUCCCUAUCAGCGACUCUGGGGGGAGUCCUGGGGUGGUGAUAAAGGAGAGCAUAUGUAUCACUCAAUCUGUCUUUUAAAGUUGUGAAAAUCUAUCCAAUCUUACCCACCUAAUGCAACUCUGUAAUUUCAUGCAGCUGUGGGUUACAAUUCCAUCAUAAACAUUACAACAAGGACAGCCAACUCAGUGAGUGAACCUUUUCUCGGUAUUUUCUUCUUUUGUUUGAAUUAUGCGUCUGUGACUCUUACAUGUUUCCCGUCAUAUAUUCAUUUUGUAUGUUGUAAUAAUAGGAACAUUUGUUUUAUUGCCUAAUAACGUUGCAGUAUCUUUAGUUUUUUUCCUUUAUAAUCUUAUGGAAGACCAAUAUUUGCAGCAUUUCUCUGACAUCCCUUUGAAUUAAAUGACAAACGAGGUACAUAGUAAAUGUGAUAAAGACGGAUAAACAUUUUUUACCAUUUGUGCAGAAAUUGAGAGGCCAAACUGAAGCACUCUACAUCUUGACAAAGUCCAACAACACAAGAUUUGAGUUCAUUUUCACAAAUGUGGUCCCCGGAAGUCCAAGGCUUUUUACUUCAGUCAUUGCUGUACACAGGUAAAACAAUAUUAGCAACAAAUGUUCAGUUCUCUUGUUAUCUUCUACUUGAAAUGUAUACUAUAAUAUAUUUACUAUGUUUCAGAGCCUAUGAGACCUCCAAAAUGUACAGGGACCUGAAACUGCGAGCAGCUCUUAUUCAGAAUAAACAGCUAAGACUUUUGCCCCGGGAACAGGUGUAUGAUAAAAUAAACGGGGUCUGGAAUUUAUCCAGUGAUCAGGUAUCAGUGCAUAAAAUGUAUCUUUUGAAUUAGUUUUCUUCAUAUCUGUAUGUAAAUUAAAAUAACACAGUGUUUUCUCCUUGAUUAAUCACAUUGUCCUUUCUGUAAGGGUAACCUUGGUACCUUCUUCAUCACUAAUGUGCGGAUUGUGUGGCAUGCAAAUAUGAAUGAGAGCUUCAACGUCAGCAUUCCCUACCUUCAGAUUGUAAGUUUAGUCUUUUCCCCCUUCUCCUGUAAUUGUAUCACCUGUUAAUCUCACACUGUCUUCCGUACUUGUAAAGGUAGUUCCAUUUAGGUCCCAGAUAUUUUUGUAUCCUCCCACAAUACCACUGCUUGUGAACUUGUAUGUCUUGUCAAACACAUCUUUUUCCCAUUUACUUUGACAUUGUAUGUGACUUCUAUUGUGUACCUUUCAUUUCCAGUGGUCUAUCAGAAUAAGAGACUCCAAAUUCGGCUUAGCUUUGGUGAUUGAGAGUUCACGCCAGGUAAGCUGAUCAUGAGAUCACGAUUAAAACCUUGUAACAGAAGUUCUUCUGGAUUUGUUGCCUGUUAUACACAAACUGUGUCCCCUUGCAUUUCAGAGUGGUGGCUAUGUACUUGGGUUCAAGAUUGACCCUGUGGAUAAGCUUCAAGAUGCACUUAAGGAAAUUAACUCACUACAUAAAGUGUACUCUGCCAACCCCAUCUUUGGAGUGGACUAUGAAAUGGAAGAAAAGGUCAGUAUCUUUGCACAAAAUUGUGACAAACUUCCCCAGUAGCUUUAAAAUGAACAUUUGAAAAAGGGCUACCUGCUGUAUUUUUGACAAACUAGUUGUAAAUUGCAAGUCUACAUGUCUAUUCUUGAAUUGUUGAGUUGAUUUAACAGCUGAUUGUAUUUCAUCAAUUGAUUGAAUUCUCCAUUGUUGCUGGCUUUUUCACUGUUUCAGUUGACCUUGUUGUCACAGUGUUGUUAAUCUCUCCUUAAACCCCAGCCCCAGCCGUUGGAUGAACUCACAGUGGAGCAGCUUCCUGAUGAUGUGGAAAUUGAGCCAGACGAGCAGACUGAUGCAUUCACUGUGAGUGUUUCUGUUGGCCCUCUUCACACUCAUCAGUCCAUUGGGAGCCUGUGGUUUAGCUUUCAGACUCUCAGAAUAGCUGCUAGCUAAUGGCCUUUAGUUUACUGUACAAACUGGAAAUUAUGUUGCCUGGUGCUCAUCUUUGCCAAAGCUGUCACUACACAACAAUAACUUAUUACACACAACAUGUUCCUGAUAUUUUUAUUUAAUGUAUGAUUUAUGUGUGUUUUCUUACUCACAGGCUUACUUUGCAGAUGGAAAUAAGGUAAAGUAUUUUGAUCACAGGCAAUAAUGGUGAAAUUAUUGCGGUAAAAUGGUUGUAUAUUUUGCUGUGUUAUAACAAUUUUUGUGUAUUUGUUGACUUGUCUUCAAAAGCAACAAGACCGUGAACCAGUUUUCGCUGAGGAGCUGGGUCUCGCUGUUGAAAAACUGAAGGAUGGCUUCACACUUCAAGGACUGUGGGAAGUCAUGGGUUGA
Xyrichtys novacula (pearly razorfish) is the source of this 21549-nucleotide messenger RNA. The record is from the annotation of a GenBank genome assembly. Lineage: Eukaryota; Metazoa; Chordata; Actinopteri; Labriformes; Labridae.